CCUCUACAGAUUCCCAAUUUCCCUCAUCCGCCGUCCUUCUGGUGGUCACCGGCCGGAGAGAUUUUCUCCCAAUUUCCUCCACCACAUAAAAAGCUCGACUCGAAUCACAGUGCGGGCCCCACAUAUAUCAUCUCAUACAAUUCUUAUCUUUACUCUCCUCCUCUAAUCUUUACUCUUUUGUCAUCUUAUCAUUCACCUAAAAAAAAAUACACAAUAUUCCCCUUCUUAUCCCCCCUUCCUUUCCUCCACCCUUUCCUCUGUGAGCUUCAUUUCACCGCCUUGUUCAUCGAUUGAACUCAUAAAGUUUAUAUCUUUACUCGAUUCGAACAAGGGUUUCUUCCCAAUUAGGGUUUUCGUGUUAUGGCGGUAAUUGAGGCGCUUUUGAGCAUUAUUCAAGGACCCAAUUUGUGGAACGCGUUGCCGGAUCUUAUGGUGUUUGUGGCUCCUCUUUGGGUUGCGGUUUUGUUUGGGGUUUUGGUUGGGUGGGUGUGGCGACCCACAUGGGCUAAUUCUGCUCUCAAUAAUUUCACAAUUCCGGCAACUAAUUAUCCCAGCUUUGAUUCGUUGAAAUCUCAACUACCCAGUUGUUUUUUUUCGGUUUCGGAUAAUGGGUCAGUGGAGGAUUGUUCAUCUGGGUCUGGUUCUGAUAGCAGGUUGUCUAAAUUGGAUGGGGAGAAUAAGAGUUUUGUUGGGGAAGGUGAUUUGAAGCAUUUGGGUAAGCUUGUUGCAGAGAAAGAUGGAGGUCCUGCUUGGGUUAAGAUGAUGGAUAGGUCUACUAAUAAUAUGAGUUAUCAAGCUUGGAAGAGAGAGCCUGAGACCGGACCUCCACAAUAUCGGUCUCGAACGGUUUAUGAGGAUAUGAGUCCUGAAAUGAUGAGGGAUUUCUUUUGGGAUGAUGAGUUUAGAUUGAAAUGGGAUGACAUGUUAUUAGAAGCCGAGACGAUAGAAGAGUGCCCGAAGGAUGGAACGAUGGUGGUUAAGUGGGUUCGUAAGUUCCCGUUUUUCUGUAGCGACAGAGAGUAUAUCAUCGGUCGUAGAAUAUGGGAAUCGGGGAAAACGUACUUCUGUGUUACAAAGGGUGUACAAUAUCCGUCGAUACCACGCCGUACUAAACCAAGACGUGUUGACUUGUACUAUUCAAGUUGGUCGAUUCGUGCAGUUGAAUCGAGAAAGGGCGAUGGACAAAUGAAUGCAUGUGAAGUAUUGCUAUUUCAUCACGAAGACAUGGGAAUCCCAUGGGAGGUAGCAAAGCUCGGUGUUCGUCAAGGAAUGUGGGGAGCCGUGAAAAAGAUCGACCGCGGUCUACGUUGGUACCAAAAAGAAAUCGAAUCCGGCACGCCUUUAACUCACUGCGCUUACAUGGCACAUAUCUAUUCAAAAGUUAGCACCAAACGUAUGAAAUACUUAGAGAACGCAUCAAACGAUUCACAGGAAAUCGAAACAAGUGAACCAACAACAGCGAACGAUGAGAAGCCGUCAGGGAAGAAUGUUCCUAAGCUGUUGGUUGUAGGCGGAGCCAUUGCGCUUGCAUGCACCAUUGAUAGGGGGCUGUUGACGAAAGCCGUAAUAUUUGGAGUUGCAAGAAGAUUUGCAAAAAUGGGAAGAAGGUUGUGAAUUGUGGGUCGGGUAUACUCUGUCUUCUGACUUGGAAUAUAAUUGUAUUUUGUUUUGAAUUUCUAUAUUCUGUUAGAUUCAUGUUGCAGCGUAUGAUCAUGACAAUGAGAGUAUGAUAGUAUUCGAUAUUCAUGUAUUUAUUAUAGAUGAUCCUUCUCAUGCUCUGCUGAAAUAACAUGAAAAUAAUAUUUUCUUUAUUUA
Messenger RNA from Helianthus annuus (common sunflower), 1815 nucleotides. RefSeq lists its product as uncharacterized. The record is from RefSeq and is a predicted model, not a curated record. The coding region runs from base 361 to 1614 and encodes 417 amino acids. NCBI's taxonomy places the organism in Eukaryota, Viridiplantae, Streptophyta, Magnoliopsida, Asterales, Asteraceae. The transcript is spliced from 6 exons. Gene Ontology annotation, molecular function: lipid binding.